UGAUCAAAGAAUUUUGUUAUGUGUACUUGUUAAAGUAACUUGCUAGGGUAUUCGAAUUUCGGUGCUGGAUGCUGCCAGAAAUGUGGAUUAGAGAAAGUUUAUAAAAACCCGGUGUAAUUAGCAAGUAGCAGUUAGUUUAAAAAAAACAAUACAAAGAGUGCCAGUUAAGUUAAACUAAUCAAAAACUAACAUUGUAGUGCGGAAUCCAAUUGAAAAGCAGAAACAAGGCUGUUGAUUUUGAUGUUCAUUUUGCUGUAACGGUGCAAACAGUUCCAAAGUUGAAGUGUUAUUUGAAGAGAAUUUGGUAAUAAUGAUAAAUAGCCAUAUUGACGAUUUGGAUUUGCGUUCUCAAAAGUGCGGACAUCGGCAGAACAACAAUAACAACCACAACAACAUCAAUAAACAAGCAAACGACAAUGAUGACGAUGACGACACUUCAUCAACAUGUUCGGAUGAGGCACAGACAAGGAAACGUAACACAGAAUACCAAAGUCAACCAAAAUCAGUUAAGAACUUUCACUCACUGAGCGAAAUGUCAACGCCAGCCAAGUCAAAGACGACAACGCAUAGCAGUAGUCUUGCGCAAAAUUUGGACAGCGGCAAGGAGAACGAGAGAUACAACGCUGAUAUGUGGCGCAAUGAGUUGCAGCAAAGCGAGCAACUUGUGGCUGAUGUGAAGCCGGAUCAGAACCAUAGGAAUAGCAUUAGCAAGUACAGUGAUAUAAUCGAUAUUGGUAUACGUAUUGCAAUUGUGCUGGGAUUCAUUAAACUAGAGACGAUGUCACCAUUCAAGCGGGAAAUACACCCCGAAGAGCUUUGGCUGUAUAAGAAUCCACGCCGACCGGACAUCGUUAGGGGCGAUGAGCUGUUAUUGUCCGUAAUUGGCGUGCCUUUGUUUCUGACAAUCAUAUUCUAUGUGAUGACUAAGGAUCGGCGGGAUUUUCGCGCCGCUAGCUGGGCGUGGACAAUGGCGGUGUGUAUGAAUAGCAUACCAACGAGCUUGUUAAAGAUCACUGUUGGACGACCACGCCCGGAUUUCUUUUAUCGCUGCUUUCCCGACGGCAUUAUGGUGCUAAAUGAAACCGCCAGUGCCUUGGGCAGCGUUUUCAUCGAAUUUAAUUGCACGGGCAAACUGAGUGACAUCAACGAGGGACGCAAGAGCUUCCCCAGCGGCCACUCUUCAUUUGCUUUUGCCAGCUUUGGCUUUGUCAGCUUCUAUGUGGGCGCUAAACUGCACGCAUUCGAUACCCGUGGACGGGGGCACACUUGGCGGCUGUGCAUUGCUGUCAUGCCGCUUAUUGUGGCCGCCUUGGUGGCAAUCAGUCGCACCUGUGACUAUCACCAUCAUUGGCAGGAUGUGGUUGUGGGUGCGCUAAUUGGCCUCGUCAGCGGAUACUUUAGCUACAGGCAAUAUUAUCCCUCAAUAUUCUCGCCAGAUGCUGGAACUCCGUUCGUUCGCUGGUGGAAAUACAGUCGCCUAGAGGCGAAAUCUAUGGAUGAAGCUGGAGAUGAUUUGACUAGACCGCUGCUGGGCAAACAGCCGUCUAGCAAAUGGCACUAGAAUUAACUGUAGAAGAAGCUAUCAUCCACGAAAGUCGGCAAUUGGGAAUGUCGCUUCCAUAACAAAUGUAGCGAUUUGCGACAAAAAACCAUUGUAUUCCUAAAGGUAAAUCAUACCAAUUAUUGUGGGCUUUAAUGUGCAGCUGUUCUGCAUAUAUAUAUAUAUAUAUAUAGAAUUGUUAGGGUAGUAGGUGGACAAUAUCACCCAGGUAUUCUAGUUCAAUUUGUUAAAGUUAUGUUACUUAGUAGUCGAGAAAUCCAGAUAAUGUGGCACAAUAGCCAGCUAACUAAACAGUCAAUAAUUCAAUUAAACAAUGUGUGUGGGAACAAAGAUGUGUAUCAAAUAUCAAACCAGACGCUUGAAUAAAUACAAAGUUGAUUAUAGUUUA
Molecule: messenger RNA, 1949 nt
Organism: Drosophila grimshawi
Lineage: Eukaryota; Metazoa; Arthropoda; Insecta; Diptera; Drosophilidae
Product: phospholipid phosphatase 5
Exons: 4
Coding region: 311-1561 (416 amino acids)
Biological process (GO): phospholipid metabolic process
Molecular function (GO): phosphatidate phosphatase activity
Source: RefSeq, a predicted model, not a curated record